AUGGAUCCUCUCCACAGCGCUGGUCCUUAUUUGGACGGUACUAUGGCUGCGGCCCAGUCAGACUAUCUGGCCAACCUCGACGUUGACGAUUUACAACUCGACGACAUAGAUUUUGACCCUCUACCUACGUUAAAUAGGCCCGUCACCGACGAUGGGCCUCAGGUGGUGCCGAUCAGUGCGCCUAUUCCACAACAGCCUGCAGCUCCUGGCUUCCUCAUGCAGGCACCGCAGGGUGUUAACGACGGGUUUGACGUUGGCAUGGGACCUGGGGGCGUCGCAGGAUUUGGUGCCGGAGCCCUCAACUAUGGUCUCAACAACUUCGAUAAUGCCAUCAACCCCCAGGUUCUUCGGAUCAACCCCAAUAUUCAGCCAAGACCCUACCAACCCAACAACAUUUACCCCGAUUUUGGACUAGCAGGGCGUCAUGGGCCGACGUAUACUCCUAUGAGCUAUACUCCUAUGAACGCAUGGUUGGAAAGCCACAAUUUUCAAGGACAAACGCAACUGACUCCUACCCAAGUCCACUUACCCGUCGAUGAUAUACAAAAGGCAUAUCACGGUGUACCUGCUCAGGUUGUUCGCGGUUACUGGAGAGAAGAUGGAGGACGUUUCGGACCACAACAACAACAACAACAACCUUUCGGCGGAUUCCCCCAGUUCCUCAAUCAGCCUGCGAAUCAGCAACCAGCUCAAAAUCAGGAGGCAGGAUAUAUCAAGAAGCGUAAGAGGAGAGAUUCCUCUGCCGAUGCAAACGGCCCAGAAGACGAGUCUCCUAUUCGCUGGGGUGGUGGAAAGGUUCAGAACAACAGGGCGCUCAAGCUAAAGGGAGACAUUACUUGCGACCCAGCCUUUGUCUACACAGAUCCCCUACCCCACGUAAAAAACUGGAAGAAGAUAAACAGCGGUGGCCCCCUUUUCAAGUACACGGACCAAGGGCAAUGGGCCGAUCACCUGGAGCUCAGCGCCGCAGAGUUGCGUCACUAUCUGGAAAACUGCCCUCGGGACCUCAAAAUCUUUGUCCAGCAGCCUCCCGCGCAGAGCAACUGUCGGCUGGAGGAGUGUGAUCGAAGGUGUCGAUACGCCCACUGCCCUGUGGACUCCAAGAUCAUUCGGCCUGGCUUUCUCCGCGUGGUCUUUGACGAGUACCAUGAUCUCACGUCUACUGGCAAGAAGGACCCCUUCAAGGUUGCAGGCUGCAUGCACCUGUGGUGCUUCGAGCAGUGCGUAGACCCUUACGAAUUCUGGCUCAGGAGAAAGCUACUCCCAGACGAUCGAAACCUCCCCAAAGAGCAAAAGAACCUCAUGGCGCUCAACCGCGAUACCGACAGAGCCAUCGUCAGCAAAGCCUUCCUUCGAUGGAUGUCGAUCCAGGACAACCUACCAGGCCUCCCUGAGAUCCCCCGUGACCAUCAAGACUCUCUCACAUACGCCCUAGUCAAGCAUCACCUGGAUAACCAAGUCACCGCCCGCCAAACUUGUCGGGAUAGGCGCAACAAGGGCAAGGCCGAGGAGGAUAGGAACACCCUCGACGUCCACCUGGGUGAUCUGAGCGUCUACGCCCGAAAGUGCAUGGAAAUCAAGGCGAGAAAACGCGCGAGCGCAAAACGCCGCAAGACUGGGAGCCCGUACGAGAAGGGCCUCACAUGGGUCACUCCAAAAGAUCUGCCCCACGACGAAGAGCUCCUGGAGCAGAUCCAGGAGGAUGCGUUCAAGGGGUCACUCCAUAGCCCGAUGCAGUCGCCAAUCAAGACGCCGACACCAGUUGCUCCAAACUUUGAGCAAUACGUCCAGCCGGGCGAAGAGGACCUGAGCUUUAUGCAGCUGGAUCCAAACUUGAUGCAACUGACACAGCAGACAGGCGUUCCUCCAGAGCAAUCGAAAGAGCCUGAUCCGUACGACUAUAUGCAAAUGAUCUCGUCUGGAGAUUUGACCUUUAAGGGACUGUCGCCGUUGAAGUCAGACUCGACGCCGGAGACAAAACUUGAGUCGACCCCAAUGCAACUGGACUCAAUUACACUCGCCCUCCCUGAUGUACCCCUCGACCCUCAGCUAUUAGAGAACCCUGUGCCAGAGUCCCAGAGCCCUGAGGCAAACCCCGGAUCACGGAAGCGACGAGCCAGCGAUCUCGAGGAUGACGAAGACAGCUUGUCCGGCAGCAGCUCGAGGCGCAAGAAGCAGAGGGGCUCAGUGGCGUCCAAGAGCAGCGAGCGUCAAAGUCAGGGCGCACGUCUAAGGAGGAGUCCAAGACAAGGCCCGAGGCGCUCAGCUGCCUAG
Messenger RNA from Fusarium vanettenii 77-13-4, 2274 nucleotides. RefSeq lists its product as uncharacterized. Bases 1 to 2274 code for a protein of 757 amino acids. The record is from RefSeq and is a predicted model, not a curated record. The transcript has a single exon. NCBI's taxonomy places the organism in Eukaryota, Fungi, Ascomycota, Sordariomycetes, Hypocreales, Nectriaceae.